AUGAACAUCGACAUGGAACAAACGUCCUUUACAAGUAUGUUGGAGAAUCCACAGUUUGGUGGACUGUUGCAAGUACCACAACAGCUACUGAUGCACACACAAGCUCCACCUGCAUUUGGACUUCAGGAUAUGAUGUCUAUGGAAGCGUCCGAGUUCAUGAAGCAGCAGUCAGUACAACAAGAACAAGUUCCUCCUUCAGCCUCAGCUCCAAUGAAGCUCCCAGCAAAUCAAUCGAUCCCUAACGUGCUUCAGAACACAAUGAGUCGCAGUAACAGCACUAAGCUGAUGCCUUCAAAUGCUGAAGCAUCUUUGCUGUCCCUUGUAGACGAUAGGCUUCGCGUGUCUUCGAUUUCUAACCUUCCAAUCUUCCUCCAGUUUCUGCCACAGUGUAAGACGGAGCCAGAGCAAACGCUGGCGCUUGUGGUGCUUCGUGCUACCUCGACUGCAAGUGAUGCCAAGCUAUCUCGUGCUUGUGCUAGUGCAUUCGAGAAGAGCGGUGGGCUGCGUCUCGCGCGAGCGUGGGUUGACUCUGCUGUGACCUGGCAGCACAAUGACUUGCUGGUUCUACUUUUAGAAGUGCUGCAGACCUUACCGUUGCAAUUAAGUAGUAUUACGGAAGCACGAAUCAAUGAACCUAUUGUCAAGUUGCGCAAGAAUGCUCGCGAAGAACGCGUCAAGCGUGCUGCCCAGGAUCUUCUCAAGUUUUGGCGUGGCAAGUUUACUGAAAAAGAAAAGUCCUCGGCGCUGCAGUCGGUAGCAAAGGAAAAGACCAGCGCAAGCAAAGCGUCCUCAUUAACGACUCCUUCCGCAAAGCAAGUACCUUCGAUGACAGCGAACUCUAGCGCUAGCAAGUCAGUACCGACAAAGCAGCCAAAGGUCAUGAAGAAGCGUACAAUUAAGCGGUUAGAACGGCUUCCUUUUGGUGGCGGCAGUGCAGUAUCAAAGUCUAGUGACUUGAUUGGAAAUUUAAUGCAGCGCAAGUCGGCAAAGGAUGCCGCUACUGCUGCAGCUGAAGUGGAAAAAAGAAGACUAGUAGCAUGA
This is a messenger RNA of Peronospora farinosa, 1041 nucleotides long. The record is from the annotation of a GenBank genome assembly. NCBI's taxonomy places the organism in Eukaryota, Oomycota, Peronosporomycetes, Peronosporales, Peronosporaceae.